AUAUUAACAGGGAAACGAAUAGCGUGGAUAGUUAAACAUUUUCGGUGAUCAUGACUUCGAUUGAAUACGGUGGUGGACCCACUCUUCAGCAACGACAGGCGUUUACAAACUUAGAAGAGGGUGGACAUGUGCCAGGAUAUAUGGGAUUUUGCCCACAAUUUAAAUACAGAUAUGGCCAUUCUUUUGGUAAGGAGACAGCAGAUAUAGCUAAAGUAAGUGAUAUGAAGUUAGCGAGGAAAUAAUUGAUGAUAAAAAUAAUAAUCAUAUUAAAAUUUUAGGAACUUCCAUAUUACAAUGGUCCAAGAACUCAACAUCCGCAUCAUCUUUAUCCUGUUAUCGGUAAAGAUAAAGCUGGUGUUGUUCGAUCCGUGUUCAGCGAUGAAGUACCUGGUAGAAUGUUACCUAAACCAGCAGGAGAUAAUAAAUAUUUUGAAGGAAUGAUUCCAGGAUAUUCUGGCGAUGUACCACAUAUGAAUUUCAAAUUCGGUGGAACCUACAGAAAUCUCUCCGAUGAAUGUGUAGAUCAAUUUGUUCGAGAAUAUAAGUGUACUGAACAAAAACGCAAUGAAUUGAAAGAGUUGGCUAGCCUAUUUCCAAAACUUCGUCCUGUUGCUCGUGAUCCUUUAGUCAGGGAUCAUUUGAAUAUAUGGACUGAUGAUAUGAUAAAGAAAAACUUUGAUGUGAAUAUUGUUAAAGGUCCUACAGAACCACCGAUUCCAGGUUAUCAAGGAUUUCUGCCACGUGUAGAGACAACAGAAGCUGGCCUGGCUAAACGAUUUCAUGAAGCAGCUAAAAGUGGAUUGGAAUCAUUCAGAGCUGAGUGCAGAAAUCAUUUUGAUAAUCUUGAUAUGCCUAUGACCAGUUUAGACACAUCACCACAGAUGGCAAGGAUAGAUCCGCUUACAUCAAGCAGUAAAUAUCAUAGUUCACGUAUAUUCCGUCAAGAGGGUAUGAUACCAGACUAUGAAGGUCAUAUUCAUGGUUAUAAAUUUCAAAUUGGACAAAACUUUGGUAAUGCAACACGUGAUUUAGAAGUAUGCGCUCAUCCAUAUUCAAGUUAUGGAGAAUAUACAAAAGCAAGAGAUUUAGCUCAAAAAUAUCUUUCAUAAAAAAGAAGUAGAGAAUAAUUAAUUACCCAUUUUUAAUUUCACAGUUAAACAUUUUUGUUUUAUUUAAACAAAAUUAUUUAUAUCAGUUAUCAUGACCUUGAUCAUUUAAAAAAUAGCGCCAAAGAUGAUUUAUGUCUUUCUUAUUUUAUUUCUGUGAUAUUUUAAUUUAUUAUUUCUCUGCCUUCCUGUCCAGAUGAAUAUCAGCUUUAAAUUAAAUUUAUUUUUUAUCAUUAAUUUACAAACAGAAUAAUAUUUUCACUUUCUUUUGCUUUUUAAAAUUACUGACUUUUUUCUCACUUAAUUUCAUGUGAGUAUAUUAAAAGAAAACUUAACAUGACAUAGUACAGAAUGCCAUUAUUUUGUUAGCAAAUAAAUA
This is a messenger RNA of Trichobilharzia szidati, 1485 nucleotides long. Lineage: Eukaryota; Metazoa; Platyhelminthes; Trematoda; Strigeidida; Schistosomatidae. The record is from the annotation of a GenBank genome assembly.